UUUUGUAUUUCCAGCCCUGCUGUCCUGCCUGAAAGGUUUUCCUCGAUUCCCAUAAACUUUUCAUAUUAAACUAUAAAAAAUGUCGAGCGGAAGAAACGAUUGCAGAAUCUACGUAGGAAAUUUGCCCCCAGAUAUACGCACCAAGGAUAUACAAGACCUUUUUUACAAGUUUGGUAAGGUGACGUUUGUAGAUUUGAAAAAUCGACGUGGGCCCCCUUUCGCCUUCGUAGAAUUUGAAGAUCCAAGGGAUGCCGAAGAUGCAGUACACGCAAGAGACGGCUACGAUUACGACGGUUACAGGCUCAGAGUUGAAUUUCCAAGAGGGGGUGGAAGCAGUGGUGGCGGUGGCGGCAGCAGUGGCGGACGAGGAGAAGGCCGUGGAGGUUUCAGAGGAGGCGGCAGAGGUGGACGUGGCAACAGAGGACCGCCAGCCAGGAGAAGUCAGUACAGAGUUUUGGUUACAGGACUGCCUCCUAGUGGUUCAUGGCAAGAUUUGAAGGAUCAUAUGAGAGAAGCUGGAGAUGUUUGUUUUGCUGAUGCCUUCAAAGAUGGCUCUGGAGUUGUAGAGUUUCUGAGGUACGAAGACAUGAAGUAUGCCAUUAAGAAGUUGGACGAUUCGAGAUUCAGAUCUCAUGAGGGAGAAGUAGCGUACAUUCGUGUGAAAGAAGACAAAGGAGGCAGCGACAGCCGUAGAUCUGGUGGUAGGUCUAGAUCGCGCUCGUUCUCGCCCCGCAGAAGAGGCUCUCCAACUUACAGUCCAGUCAAGAGGAGCUAUUCCAGGAGCAGAUCCCGUUCCUAAGGUGUUUUAUUGUGUUGUGAAGAAUAAUUUGGCUCUGACAAAAAGCACUUUAUAUUGCAUAAAUAUCAUUUUUUUUUAGACUAGAAUUAGGCUUAGUAAUGAAGCCCAUUAGUGUUUAGUAAGAAUUUGCCCAUAUGCUUUUUUUUAUUGUGACAGUGGUGGAAAAGUCCAAAUAGUGUUAUUGGAAUCUUUUUUUUAAACUUUAUUAUAAAAUUACUGACUUUGAAUUGGGGAUAAAUAGCUAGAUCAAGUCCUCAAAAGAAUUCAAUUAAACUGAUACAUACAAAACUAUAAUAACUAUACAAUAUUGUGUAAUACAAUUAACUAAUGCUGUAUUUUAUUUUUUAAUGUUGGAGAAAACAACGUUGGAUUAAAAAGGAAAAUACUGGGACUUGUUAAAAAUUGGAGGGACACCUCGGAUAAUGCGGACAAGGAGGAAAAUAUGGAUUUUUUAAAGGGUGGGAUUUUCUUAAAGUGAUUUUACCUGGGGGCCAUUUUUUAAAUAAUUCAAAAUACAUAUGUACCGAUAUGUUUGUUCCAACAAGAAAUUAGAAAUUAAUUGAUUAAUAAGAUAUUUUGAAAACGAGUAUCUGAUUGGUUUGAAAAAUUUGUGAUUCUUGUUGUAACACAACUAAUAUCAAAUAUCUGGGCUUCAUUUUGAUAAAUGGAUACAUUCAAAUCAUAAGGAUCUCAUAUCAAGUGAGGACAGAAAAAAAGGAAUGAAAAGGAUCCUAAGGAAUAUUCUGGACAAAAGGGUCUGAAAAUCUGGAAAAAGCUUUCCUGUCCAUUUGGAAUUUCUCUUGGAUUCUUAAAUAAAAUAAUAAAGUUGGAGCUCUAAGGAUUUCAUUCUUUGAUUUGUUCUCCUCGAUUCAGGAUUAUUCGCUAGACAGAAAAAGUGCCCUCCUCCAUAAUUAAAUUCGCCCUUAAGGAUAAAAUCGUAAACUCUUAAAAGGAUUAUAAAGGAUAGGAUUCCCUCAAGGAAGGAAAACGUUGAAACAGGUAUUUUCCUUUUUUUCUGUGUUUUAUUUUUCCAUCAUAUUGUGAGUUUUUUUGUUUCCUGUAUUCUUUUUUUCUGCAUGUUCAUUACUUUUUACAGGUUUAAAUUUAUAGGUGUAAUAAAUAA
This is a messenger RNA of Ceutorhynchus assimilis (cabbage seed weevil), 1922 nucleotides long. NCBI's taxonomy places the organism in Eukaryota, Metazoa, Arthropoda, Insecta, Coleoptera, Curculionidae. The record is from the annotation of a GenBank genome assembly.